AUGCUUCAAGCUUAUGCUCCGAGGGAUGAGCAGGUUGAGCAGAGACCCACAGGGCGUGUGUAUACUGUUACAGCACCAGACCUAGUACUAGCGCCUUCGAUGGUGAGAGAUACUUUCCUGUUAUGCAAUUCCAUUGCUAAUGUGUUGAUUGAUACAGGCUCAUCCCAUUCAAUUAUCUCGUCUGUAUUUGCAUUGGCUUUGGGGUUAGAGUUGGCUUGGUUAGCAUCUCCUCUUAGUGUAGAGUCACCUGUUGGUGGAGAGAUUGUUUUGAAGCAGGGGUGUCGGGGUCGUGAUAUAGAGGUUGCUGGUCGCCGACUUCCUUUUUCUUUUGUAUUGAUUGGCAUGUCGAGUUUUGAUUCUGUAUUGGGAGACAAAACUGAUAGAGCUUUAUCCCCAAUGUAUGAUGCAUAUGGAGGGAGUGAGCUUAGUUGCCUUCUUGCAAAUGUCUUGGGUAAUAAGUGCGAUGAAGUCCGAGUUGAGUUGCUAAGGGUAGUUUGUGAAUACCCGGACGUGUUUCCUAAGGAUCUUACUAGCUUACCACCUCACCGAGAGAUCGAGUUCUCUAUUGACAUAGUGCCUGGCAUGGCACUAAUUUUUAUGGCUCCAUAUAGAUUUGAACCCACCGAGUUGAGUGAGUUGAAGAUUCAAGUCUAA
Molecule: messenger RNA, 654 nt
Organism: Camellia sinensis
Lineage: Eukaryota; Viridiplantae; Streptophyta; Magnoliopsida; Ericales; Theaceae
Source: RefSeq, a predicted model, not a curated record